Molecule: messenger RNA, 1022 nt
Organism: Scomber japonicus (chub mackerel)
Lineage: Eukaryota; Metazoa; Chordata; Actinopteri; Scombriformes; Scombridae
Product: troponin T, fast skeletal muscle isoforms-like
Exons: 14
Coding region: 93-968 (291 amino acids)
Biological process (GO): muscle contraction; sarcomere organization; regulation of muscle contraction
Cellular component (GO): troponin complex
Molecular function (GO): tropomyosin binding; troponin C binding; troponin I binding
Source: RefSeq, a predicted model, not a curated record
CGCGGUAAGUUUGCAGAACCUUACAGCCAGUCACGGCCAGCAGGGAGCUCACUUCUUUCAGCUUUUCUGAGGUUGCAAAGUCCACUGACACCAUGUCUGACACAGAGGAAGUUGAUCAGGUCGAGGCCGUAGAAGAGGAGGUAGUAGAAGUAGAGGUGGCCCCUGAGGCGGCCCAUGAGCCAGAGGCAGAGGCAGAGGCAGAACCAGAACCAGAACCAGAGCCAGAGCCAGAACCAGAACCAGUGGUAGAGCCAGAGCCUGAGCCAGAACCUGAGCCUGAGGCUGAGCCUGAGCCUGAGCCUGAGGCUGAAGAGGAAAAGCCAAAGUUCAAGCCGACCGCUCCAAAGAUCCCAGACGGUGAGAAAGUGGACUUUGAUGACAUUCAGAAGAAGCGUCAGAACAAAGACCUGAUUGAGCUGCAGGCUCUGAUCGAUGCUCACUUUGAGCACAGGAAGAAGGAGGAAGAGGAGCUGAUCGCGCUCAAGGAGAGAAUCGAGAAGCGUCGUGCUGAGAGAGCCGAGCAGCAGAGGGUUCGUGCUGAGAAGGAGAAGGAGCGCCAGGCCAGACGUGAGGAAGAGAGGCGGGUCAGAGAGGAGGCUGAUGCCAAGAAGAAGGCAGAGGAUGAGGCCAAGAAGAAGUCUGCUCUGUCCAGCAUGGGCUCCAACUACAGCAGCCACCUGCAGAAGGCCGACCAGAAGAGAGGAGGAAAGAAGGAAACUGAGAGAGAGAAGAAGAAGAAGAUCCUGGCCUCCAGACGCAAGCAGCUGAACAUCGACCAUCUGAACGAAGACAAGCUGAAAGAUAAGAUCAACGAGCUGUACGAAUGGAUGUGUACGCUGGAGUCUGAGAAAUUCGACCACAUGGAGAGACUGAAGAGGCAGAAGUACGAGGUUACAACCCUGCGUAAGAGAGUGGAGGAGCUCAGUAAAUUCAGCAAGAAGGGAGCCGCCGCCCGCCGCAGAAAGUAGACUGGCUCUCCGCUCCGCUGCUCAGACACCAAACUGCAACCGCCUCGGACGCAC